AUGACCUUCGACGCAUUCCCUAUGCCACAUAUUACCCACCUCAUCGAGAGGAUCGUUGAAGUGCAGUACAUAUCUUCUCUCAACCUGGCCAAAGGGUACUGGCAGAUCCCUAUGCGCCCUGCAGAUUGUGCCAAGUCCACUUUUGGAACCCCUUGGGGCUUAUUUGAGCUCAUAUGGAUGCCCUUUGGCCUCAACGGCGCAGCCGCCACCUUCCAGAGGCUGAUGGAUACCUUGCUGGCACCGCACGUGUCAUAUGCGGCAGCAUACAUUGAUAAUAUCAUUAUAUUUACUCCCAGUUGGCACCAACACCUUGAAGCCCUGAGAGCCAUCCUGGGAGAACUCCAAGCAGUGUGUCUGACCACCAACCCCAAGAAAUGCAAGUUAGCGGGAUGA
Messenger RNA from Alligator mississippiensis (American alligator), 393 nucleotides. RefSeq lists its product as uncharacterized. Lineage: Eukaryota; Metazoa; Chordata; Crocodylia; Alligatoridae. The transcript has a single exon. The record is from RefSeq and is a predicted model, not a curated record. The coding region runs from base 1 to 393 and encodes 130 amino acids.